Messenger RNA from Strongylocentrotus purpuratus (purple sea urchin), 576 nucleotides. RefSeq names its product allatostatin-A receptor-like. Bases 1 to 576 code for a protein of 191 amino acids. Gene Ontology annotation, molecular function: G protein-coupled receptor activity. Gene Ontology annotation, cellular component: membrane. Gene Ontology annotation, biological process: G protein-coupled receptor signaling pathway. NCBI's taxonomy places the organism in Eukaryota, Metazoa, Echinodermata, Echinoidea, Camarodonta, Strongylocentrotidae. The transcript has a single exon. The record is from RefSeq and is a predicted model, not a curated record.
AUGACCACAGACGUCGAAACCGUCGAUGACGCCGACGAUCAGGGUUGGUCUGUAAGCGGGAUCGACAACAGCGCCGUGGUCCGCACGGUCUACGGAGUAAUCGGUUUCAGCGGAAUGGCUGGAAACGCGCUCGUCUGCUUCGUUCUCAUACGCGUUCCUUCGCUUCGUACACGCACGAGCCAGUUCAUCAUCAACCUCGCCAUUGCCGAUUUUCUCACCUCAUUUUGGCUAAUACCCUUUCACAUGUUUCCACGUGCACCGCCCUUAACAAAGGGACUGUCAGGCGAAUUAAUGUGUCGCCUUUACAUCUCGAAAUACAUCCUGUGGGUGUCGGCUGUCAUGUCCAUUUAUUUCUUGGUGGCCGUGACUUUGGAACGCUACGUUGCCGUGGUGCAUCCAUUGAAGUAUAAGCGGGUUUUCACAACAAAGUUCACCUUGCUCGUUUCCGCAUGUUGCUGGUUGAUCGGCAUCCUGUCGCCAAUAUUUUUCUUCUUCAUCUACGAUGUUCGCGAUGGAGUCUGUGUCUUCUUGCCCUACCCAAGCCGGGCUCACCAAAUGGUAUUUCAAUUAGUGUAA